AUUUAUUGUGUGUGCCCCACCCACAAUUUGUUGAAUUGUUUAUGCAAUUAUAUAUUUAUUUUAAUUAAAACAAAUAAUAAUGGCAACAGUUUGUGAGCCACUUAAUCUCAAACGAGAUGUUCAAAGAGCAAUUGAAUUACUUGAUAAACUUCAAAAGAGUGGAGAAGUACCAAGUACAAAAUUAUCAGCAUUACAAAAAGUAUUACAAAGUGAUUUUUUAAAUGCUGUUAGAGAAGUUUAUGAGCAUGUUUAUGAAACUGUUGACAUUCAGGGAUCACAAGAUGUCAGAGCAUCAGCAACAGCAAAAGCAACUGUUGCUGCAUUUGCAGCAAGUGAAGGACAUGCUCAUCCAAGAGUUGUUGAAUUACCAAAAACAGAAGAAGGUCUUGGUUUUAAUGUUAUGGGUGGAAAAGAACAAAAUUCACCAAUUUAUAUAUCAAGAAUAAUACCUGGUGGUGUUGCUGAUAGACAUGGUGGAUUAAAACGUGGUGAUCAAUUACUUUCUGUUAAUGGUGUUUGUGUUGAAGGUGAAAAUCAUGAAAAAGCUGUUGAACUAUUAAAACAAGCACUUAAUUCAGUUAAAUUAGUUGUUCGUUAUACUCCACGUGUUCUUGAAGAAAUGGAAUUGAGAUUUGAUAAACAAAGAGCUGCUCGUACUAGACGUCAAGUUCAAUAAUGAAUUUAUCAAUUUAUCAAUUUAUCAAAUACACCCACUCACCUACACAUC
Messenger RNA from Aphidius gifuensis, 727 nucleotides. RefSeq names its product protein lin-7 homolog C (gene veli). Gene Ontology annotation, molecular function: protein binding. Gene Ontology annotation, biological process: neurotransmitter secretion; protein localization to basolateral plasma membrane; maintenance of epithelial cell apical/basal polarity. The transcript has 5 exons. The record is from RefSeq and is a predicted model, not a curated record. NCBI's taxonomy places the organism in Eukaryota, Metazoa, Arthropoda, Insecta, Hymenoptera, Braconidae. Gene Ontology annotation, cellular component: basolateral plasma membrane; synapse; cell-cell junction. Bases 80 to 676 code for a protein of 198 amino acids.